This is a messenger RNA of Arachis duranensis, 1225 nucleotides long. Its product is annotated as diacylglycerol O-acyltransferase 2D. Gene Ontology annotation, molecular function: diacylglycerol O-acyltransferase activity. NCBI's taxonomy places the organism in Eukaryota, Viridiplantae, Streptophyta, Magnoliopsida, Fabales, Fabaceae. Gene Ontology annotation, biological process: triglyceride biosynthetic process. The transcript is spliced from 9 exons. The coding region runs from base 242 to 1198 and encodes 318 amino acids. Gene Ontology annotation, cellular component: endoplasmic reticulum membrane. The record is from RefSeq and is a predicted model, not a curated record.
CCGCUUCCAUUUAUGCCUUUUUGGAACACGUGACCAGGCCCACCUUUAACGCUCUAAGUGACGCUUUUACCCUCGCUGGAUCCCCAAUUUACACAACGAGUCCUCGUCCCUGUUUCCAUGACCAUAACAAACUUACAGUUAACACUCUAACAACCUCUCUAUCACUUUAGCGUCAUUCUGCGUUCUAUCGCAGUUGUUCCCAAAACGACGCCGUUCGACCACACUCUCGGUACGUCGCAGCAUGGCGGAGAAAGUAUUCAGCGCGAAAGAGAUCUUCGCCGCCGAUUCGUCCAACAUCUUCAUAAUGAUUCUGGCAUUGUUGAUUUGGCUCGGAGCUAUACACCUCAAUUUCCUCUUUAUUCUCUUGUUGAUAUUCCUUCCUCUCUCCAAAUCACUCUUGCUUUUUGGUUUGCUGGUUGUGUUGGUGGUGAUUCCGGUGGACGAUAAGAGCAGAUUGGGAAGAAGGUUGGCGAGGUCCUUAAGCAAGUAUGCUUGUAGUUACUUCCCGGUCACGCUUCAUGUAGAGGAUAUGAAUGCAUUUGAUCCUAAUCGCGCUUAUGUUUUUGGUUAUGAACCACACUCGGUUUUGCCAAUUGGUGUCAUUGCACUAGCUGAAAGCAUUGGUUGGAUGCCACUUCCAAAAUUGAAAGUUCUUGCUAGCAGUGCAAUUUUUUACAUACCGGUGUUGAGACACUUAUGGACAUGGUUUGGCGUCACACGCGCAGCAAAGAAAAAUUUCAUCUCCCAGUUAUCAGCUGGAUACUCUUGCGUUUUAAUACCUGGUGGAGUGCAAGAAACAUUUUUUAUGAAGCAUGGCUCCGAGAUUGCUUUCCUUAAAACAAGAAGAGGAUUUGUUCGUAUAGCAAUGGAGCGUGGUCAUCCCUUGGUUCCAACUUUUUGCUUUGGUCAGUCAGAUGUCUACAAGUGGUGGAAACCAAGUGGGACGUUGGUUAUGAAACUUUCAAGAGCUAUAAAGUUCGCCCCAAUAUUUUACUGGGGGAUUUUCGGAACACCAAUACCGUUCAGACGUCCAAUGUAUAUAGCAGUGGGCAGACCAAUUGAACCUCCCAAAAAUCCAGAACCAACCCAGGAGGAGGUUGACAAAGUGCUUAUUCAGUUUGUGGAUGCACUACAAGAUCUAUUCGAAAGACACAAAGCUCGGGCUGGAUAUCCAAAGCUUGAGUUAAGAAUCCUAUGAUAAGGCCGUAAUAUCUUGUCACGAUUC